Messenger RNA from Endocarpon pusillum Z07020, 507 nucleotides. RefSeq lists its product as uncharacterized. The record is from RefSeq and is a predicted model, not a curated record. NCBI's taxonomy places the organism in Eukaryota, Fungi, Ascomycota, Eurotiomycetes, Verrucariales, Verrucariaceae. The transcript has a single exon. The coding region runs from base 1 to 507 and encodes 168 amino acids.
AUGUCUUCUCAUUACCAACAAACCGACGCCCAUCCACUAAGUGAAAAAGAGACCAAUACCGACGAUGCCAAAGCCAAAACGACUCUUGCCGCUGUAUUCGACCCAUCCUUCCCGCUUCCAACCCUCGAACCAAAAAAGACGCCAACCACACGAUAUAUUCAGUCUUUCCUCGUCCUCUUCUUCCUUCUCGCUGCUGGUGUGAUGGGAGCCCGGUUCUUCGAACUUAGCAUCCUCCAGACCAGUUCUUCUAUCUCUACCUCCCCUAAUCCCAAAUCGAAGCAUGUCUUGUCAGUCCUCGGGUUGGUGAUGCCAAAGGAGCAGCUAGCUGUCCUCAUCGGAGUGAUUGUCGUGCUGUUUCUGGCGAUGUGGUUUACGGGAACGAUCUGGAUCGACUGGUGGGAGCUCGUGGUUGGAUAUUGGUGGCUGAGCUUGGCUAUAUGUGUGGCCGUGGCGUUGCUCUUCCUAAUGGCGCAGGAAAGGACUGAUACGAUUGGACAAGUCGAUUAA